AAUCUAUUCAUCCUUCCUAGUUCUAGCUGCCGAUUGGCAGUGGCGAGGCGACAAAUCAGAGUUACAACCAGCCUCUUCCGUCGCCAUUCUAGGGUGCAGCCGAGUUCAAGUAACAGAGGCCAAUGUCAGCAGAAACGUCAAAAAAAUCUGGGCCUCCUAAAAUAGUUACGCUGAAUAACGCAUUGAAACUGGCUGAACAAUUUGUUAGUAAAAUGAGUGGAUCUGCUGAAGAUGAAGCAGUGGAAGUAGAACCAGAAGGUCGGCCAGAUAGGCUUGGACUAGGAGCAAAAGUUCCACGUCAAUCAAAAGUUGGACCCUUUAACGACCCUGUUGAGAGAAAAUUGUAUGCCAAGUUGGAUGCUGGAAAAAGAAAAGCAUCCAAAAACCGUGAGUCCACCUUCCCUUCUGAUAGGGACAGAGUCGAUGAAGAUGAUGAGGAUGAGGAUUUAGAAAGCAGAAGUAGUGCAUUUUCUAGGAAGAGAGCAGUUCCUCUGACUUCACAAUUACAUGAAAAGAAAAAACAAAAGUGACUUGCUGCCUUGAAAGGCCUGAAUGUUGCAAAAUACUACUCCUAAUGACUUGCAAACACUUUUCCCCAACGGAAAUAUGUAAGAAAAAUCUUUUGUUCCUGUGAUCAAUGUGUUAGCAAAUAUAUAUAAUUCUUGUAUGUUAAGAAGUUUUAUUAUAAUGGACCUUGUGUUUGUCUUUGGCCUA
Molecule: messenger RNA, 714 nt
Organism: Durio zibethinus
Lineage: Eukaryota; Viridiplantae; Streptophyta; Magnoliopsida; Malvales; Malvaceae
Product: pre-mRNA-splicing factor CWC22-like protein (DUF3245)
Source: RefSeq, a predicted model, not a curated record